AUGAAUCCGUCUCCUUCUUUGUCAGUUCAUAAAAAGGACAUUCAAUUCCUCGCACAGGAAACUACAACUUUGAUUGUAAAAAAUUUACCAAACUUACCAGAAUCUGAUUUACUCAAAUUCUUGAAAAACUUUGGACCACAAGAUAUCCGUCUUGGAAGAACUCAACAUUUGAAAAAUUCAGCUUUUUUGGACUUUCCUGAUCGGGCCUUGGCUUUGACUGCAUAUUCUAAAUUUCAAGAAUUAGAGGAGAUUGGAGGCAAGAAGAUUCGUGUAGAAUAUGCAUCACCUAGCAAAGAGGCCUUAAAAAAGAAAGCUAGUGGCGAUUCAGUAAAUAGCUCGGGUGAUAUUAAGCAAAACGAU
Messenger RNA from Racocetra persica, 360 nucleotides. The record is from the annotation of a GenBank genome assembly. NCBI's taxonomy places the organism in Eukaryota, Fungi, Glomeromycota, Glomeromycetes, Diversisporales, Gigasporaceae.